This is a messenger RNA of Phragmites australis (common reed), 3590 nucleotides long. Its product is annotated as cation-chloride cotransporter 1-like. The transcript has 14 exons. The record is from RefSeq and is a predicted model, not a curated record. Gene Ontology annotation, biological process: monoatomic ion transport; transmembrane transport. NCBI's taxonomy places the organism in Eukaryota, Viridiplantae, Streptophyta, Magnoliopsida, Poales, Poaceae. Gene Ontology annotation, cellular component: membrane. The coding region runs from base 185 to 3184 and encodes 999 amino acids. Gene Ontology annotation, molecular function: chloride:monoatomic cation symporter activity.
GGACCAGGGCGCAAAAGGCAGGGAACGAAGUAAACCCAGUUUCAUAUCUUUACUCCCUCUGACCGUUGCCCACCUUCCUUCCUUCUUCGUUUCCUCGUCGCCGCCGUCGACUCUUCCUCCUCCACCACCACCGUCGCCUCCACCCCCGCCACCUCCUCGUCCUACUCCCGGCUUACCCCGAGGGAUGGAGAACGGGGGAAUCGAGGAGGCGGACGACGCGCUGCCGGUGCCCGCGCCGCCGAACGGGCGGUGGUACCGACCGGUCGGGUCGAGCGACCGUGCCGUUGUCCAGAUGACCUCCAUGGAGCCGGGAUCCUCCUCCUCCUCCGGCAUCGCUGCCGCCGUGACACCCCAGCCGCCGAGGAACCUUAAGCCUGGUGCUAAUCUAACUGUUGAUCCAAGCACGCGAGAAGGUUCUCCUGAUGAUCAAGCUACAUCCAGUGGAUCUCAAGGGGAUUCAAAGCUAGAGCUCUUCGGUUUUGACUCUCUUGUAAAUAUUUUGGGCCUCAGAAGCAUGACAGGAGAACAGAUUCAGGCCCCUUCAAGUCCUAGGGAUGGUGAGGAUGUAGCAAUUACCAUUGGACGUCCGAAGGAAACUGGACCUAAGUUUGGUACCAUGAUGGGUGUCUUCGUUCCAUGCUUGCAGAAUAUCUUGGGAAUCAUUUAUUAUAUCCGUUUUACCUGGAUUGUAGGUAUGGCAGGUGUCUGGCAGUCGCUUAUGUUAGUUUCGUUCUGUGGUGCAUGCACAUUUUUAACUUCAAUAUCAUUAAGUGCCAUUGCAACAAAUGGAGCAAUGAAGGGUGGUGGGCCAUAUUAUCUUAUAGGUCGUGCACUUGGUCCUGAAGUUGGAGUUAGUAUCGGAUUAUGCUUCUUCCUUGGGAAUGCAGUUGCUGGAGCCAUGUAUGUGCUAGGGGCUGUAGAAACCUUUCUGGAUGCUGUUCCUUCUGCUGGCUUUUUUCAAGAGAGUGUAACAGUAGUCAACAAUACAUUACUAAAUGGCACAGCAACAGCUGGCACAGCAACUAUAUCAACACCAAGCUUGCAUGACCUUCAAGUGUAUGGUGUUAUUGUGACCAUACUGCUCUGUUUUAUUGUGUUUGGUGGUGUGAAAAUCAUCAACAAGGUUGCACCUGCUUUCUUAAUACCAGUUCUUUUCUCGCUAUUGUGCAUUUAUCUCGGUGUCUUCAUUGCACCAAGGCAUAAUGCUCCAAAGGGAAUCACUGGGUUGAGUAUAACAACAGUUAGAGACAAUUGGGGUUCAGAAUAUCAACGUACGAACAAUGCUGGAGUUCCUGAUCCAAAUGGGUCCAUAUACUGGGAUUUCAAUGCUUUGGUAGGUCUCUUUUUCCCAGCAGUCACUGGAAUUAUGGCUGGCUCAAACCGAUCUGCUUCACUGAAAGAUACACAACGUUCAAUACCGAUUGGAACGUUAUAUGCGACUCUUACUACAACUGCUAUGUACCUGUGUUCGGUUCUUCUAUUUGGAGCCUUGGCCACAAGGGAGGAGCUUCUAACCGAUAGGCUUCUUACUGCUACAGUGGCAUGGCCAGCUCCAGCUGUGAUUUACAUUGGUAUUAUCCUAUCCACUUUAGGUGCAGCACUGCAGAGUUUGACAGGGGCACCAAGGUUACUUGCAGCAAUAGCAAACGACGACAUUCUUCCGGUUCUUAAUUACUUUAAAGUUUCUGAGGGGGCUGAGCCUCAUGCAGCCACUUUAUUCACCGCAUUCAUCUGCAUUGCUUGUGUGGUUAUUGGAAACUUGGAUUUGAUUACACCAACUAUCACGAUGUUUUUCCUUCUAUGCUAUGCUGGUGUUAAUCUGUCAUGCUUUCUGCUUGACCUCCUUGAUGCUCCUAGUUGGCGCCCUCGAUGGAAAUUUCACCAUUGGAGCCUUUCACUUGUUGGUGCAUUGCUUUGUGUUGUGAUCAUGUUUUUGAUCUCUUGGUCUUUCACUGUUGUCUCUCUUGCCCUUGCAAGCCUCAUCUAUUAUUAUGUGAGCAUAAAAGGGAAGGCUGGAGACUGGGGAGAUGGGUUCAAGAGUGCAUACUUUCAGUUAGCGCUCCGAAGUCUCAGAUCUUUAGGAGCAAACCAAGUUCAUCCUAAGAAUUGGUACCCCAUUCCUCUGAUAUUCUGCCGUCCGUGGGGAAAACUUCCGGAAAAUGUUCCUUGUCAUCCAAAACUUGCAGACUUUGCCAAUUGUAUGAAGAAGAAGGGACGUGGUAUGUCGAUUUUUGUCUCGAUAAUUGAUGGUGAUUAUCAUGAACUGGCUGAGGAUGCGAAGACUGCAUGCCAUCAGCUGGAUGCUUACAUUGACUACAAACGCUGUGAGGGUGUUGCAGAGAUCAUUGUAGCCCCCUCUAUGUCUGAUGGCUUUCGUAGCAUUGUUCAGACAAUGGGCCUAGGAAACUUGAAGCCGAACAUUGUUGUUAUGCGGUACCCUGAGAUCUGGCGACGUGAGAAUUUGACAGAGAUACCGUCAACAUUUGUGAGCAUAAUAAAUGAUUGCAUUAUUGCUAACAAGGCAGUAGUCAUUGUGAAGGGGCUCGAUGAGUGGCCUAAUGAGUACCAGAGACAGUAUGGGACUAUUGACCUCUACUGGAUUGUUAGAGAUGGAGGAUUGAUGCUGCUUCUGUCUCAGCUCCUGCUCACAAAAGAGAGCUUCGAAAGCUGUAAGAUCCAAGUCUUCUGCAUAUCUGAAGAGGACACUGAUGCUGAGGAGCUGAAGGCUGAUGUCAAAAAGUUCUUGUAUGACCUUAGGAUGCAAGCUGAGGUCAUCGUUGUGACUAUGAAAUCAUGGGAAUCACACAUGGAGAACAGCAGCAGUGGUGCUCAGCAGGAUGGCUCCCACGAGGCAUUUACAAGUGCACAGCAAAGGAUCAGGACAUACCUUGCUGAGAUGAAGGAAACCGCACAAAGAGAAAGACUGCCACUAAUGGAGGAUGGGAGGCAAGUAGUUGUGAAUGAACAGAAGGUUGACAAAUUCCUGUACACAAUGUUGAAGUUGAACUCCAUGAUACUCAGGUACUCCAGAAUGGCGGCUGUGGUGCUUGUGAGCCUCCCCCCGCCACCACUGAAUCAUCCUUCGUAUUUCUACAUGGAAUACAUGGAUUUGCUUGUAGAGAAUGUCCCACGCAUGUUAAUAGUUAGGGGAUACACAAGAGAUGUUGUCACUUUUUUCACAUGAUUAGAUACACAUUUGGAGAUUCGAGCGCGGUUUGGUUGUUGUACUAUCUUAGCAGACUGGAUACACAGGUUCAGUGCAGAUGUCAGAUGUGCAGGGCCGUUGUUCGUGAACCGCGGUAUCUUCAUUCUGGAUUCAGAAUUGAUUCUUCAUACGUAAAAACUUUCCAUCUAUUAACAUACUUACAUGCUGUCUCGGAGAUAGAAAUGCAACCCUUACUUUUGUCACUGAAACUUUUGUAUUGAUAUUUUCUUUGCAUCACUUGUAUACGUCUGUGAGACUGUUGUACCAGUUGAUGAAAUGAGCUAUGCUGCGAAAGAGGUAGCCAUGAUCAUAGCUGUGCAAAAGAAAUUUGCCUUGGUGUUUUUGUCUCGAAUAUUUGGUGUUAAUGGUACUAGAUUUCUGUCCA